This is a messenger RNA of Vitis riparia (riverbank grape), 1684 nucleotides long. RefSeq names its product dnaJ protein homolog 2-like. The record is from RefSeq and is a predicted model, not a curated record. Gene Ontology annotation, molecular function: Hsp70 protein binding; ATP binding. The transcript is spliced from 8 exons. Bases 183 to 1442 code for a protein of 419 amino acids. Lineage: Eukaryota; Viridiplantae; Streptophyta; Magnoliopsida; Vitales; Vitaceae. Gene Ontology annotation, biological process: protein refolding; response to heat. Gene Ontology annotation, cellular component: cytoplasm; cytosol.
CCUUGUAGCCAAACAACCCGCUUUGUAUGAGGAGAGACCCUGAGAGAGUUCUCUUUCUCUCUCUACACGCUCUCUCUAGUUUCUCUCUCUGGAAAUAGCUGAUCUGUAUUACAUUGUUGGAGUCUAGUUCGUGGAUUUGCCCCUCUAUUGCAUAAGUGGCAGGUUAUUGAAGUGCUUCAAUCAUGUUCGGGCGUCCCCCAAGGAGGAGUGAUAGCACCAAGUACUAUGAUGUUCUUGGAGUUUCAAAAAAUGCCAAUCAAGAUGAACUGAAGAAGGCAUAUAAAAAGGCUGCCAUAAAGAACCACCCAGACAAGGGUGGAGACCCGGAGAAGUUCAAGGAGUUGUCUCAAGCUUAUGAUGUUCUUAGCGAUCCAGAUAAAAGAGAAAUCUAUGACCAAUAUGGUGAAGAUGGGCUUAAAGAGGGAAUGGGAGGAGGUGGCGGCUUUCAUAAUCCAGUUGAUAUAUUUGAAUCAUUUUUUGGUGGAGGAGCUUUUGGUGGUGGUGGUAGCUCAAGAGGAAGAAGGCAGAAACGAGGUGAAGAUGUUGUGCAUACUUUGAAGGUUUCUUUGGAGGACUUGUAUAAUGGCACAUCAAAGAAAUUAUCUCUAUCAAGGAAUGUUAUGUGCCCAAAAUGUAAAGGGAAAGGUUCAAAGAGUGGGGCAUCUGGGAGAUGUUAUGGCUGCCAAGGUUCAGGAAUGAAGAUUACAACCCGACAGAUUGCACCAGGCAUGAUUCAACAAAUGCAACAUGUCUGUCAUGAAUGCAGAGGGUCAGGUGAGGUUAUUAGUGAGAGAGAUAGGUGCCCCCAGUGCAAAGGAAACAAGGUUGCUACGGAAAAGAAGGUACUGGAGGUGCAUGUUGAGAAGGGAAUGCAGCAUGGUGAGAGGAUUGUGUUUCAAGGAGAAGCUGAUCAAGCGCCUGAUACGAUUACAGGAGACAUUGUUUUUGUGUUGCAACUGAAGGACCAUGCCAAGUUCAAGCGGAAAUAUGACGAUCUCUACGUAGAGCAUACCCUCAGUUUAACAGAGGCCCUCUGUGGGUUUCAGUUUGCUCUGACUCAUCUUGAUGGCAGACAGCUUCUGAUUAAAUCAAACCCUGGCGAGAUCAUCAAACCAGAUCAAUACAAAGCAAUCAAUGAUGAGGGAAUGCCGCACCACCAAAGACCCUUCAUGAAGGGUAAGCUUUACAUCCAUUUUGAUGUGGAGUUCCCGGAGUCUGGAAUUCUAUCCCCUGAUCAAUGCAAGGCUUUGGAGUCGAUCCUACCUCAAAAGCGGAGCAAGCAAAUAUCAGCAAUGGAGGUAGACGAGGCUGAGGAGACAACAUUGUAUGAUGUGAACAUCGAGGAAGAGAUGAGGCGGAAGCAGCAGCAACAGCAACACGAGGCGUAUGAUGAGGACGAUGAUGAUUUUGGAGCACCUCGGGUGCAGUGCGCCCAGCAAUGAAAAGGUCAUAAGAGGACAUCCUCUAUGUUUGGAUUUAGGAAUCUGUACGCAGUUCUGCAUCUUAUUAUUUGUCUUGUUUAAACCAUAAUAUAGGGCAAUUUUUUUGUUCCUGAAUCUCAUGUUAUUGGGUUACAGUUGUCACAAACUUCCUACAGUAGAAUUAAGGUCCAACCUUAUCAUAUACAAAUCAUUAAUUUGCUUAAAAACCUAAUGGCUUGGGGAUGAAGGUGAUUGUUGUUUUA